This is a messenger RNA of Lachancea meyersii CBS 8951, 1509 nucleotides long. NCBI's taxonomy places the organism in Eukaryota, Fungi, Ascomycota, Saccharomycetes, Saccharomycetales, Saccharomycetaceae. The record is from the annotation of a GenBank genome assembly.
AUGGAAGAACAACUAUGCUUUAGUACUAGUUCGACUUGUACGGUAGCGAUUUUAAACGGCGCAAAACAGACGGAUUUGAAGCAAUGUGGCACAGAAUUUAGAAAUGGAACAGUGCGAGUAGGUUACUCGCAUUUGUUUGUCGCACAACGUCGCAAGGCAGUCAUCAACGUGUAUAAGAUUAAUGGCAACGGGUCCAGGGAAUCUGUGGAACAGAGACUGGCUUUGCCCGAGCCUGUGAGCUGUCUGGAAGUGGUGGAAAACGCGGAAAAGCCGGACACGCCGUAUCUACUUCUGGCAUCAACUCCUACGGGAAAACUAUUCGUUUGGGAGCUCAUGUCGGGAAACCUUUUGGCAGUAAAGCCUUUGGCGCACUACCAGCCUAUCACCAAGAUCCAAUCGGUGGUAAACGGGAAAUAUGUGAUCACAUCGGGCGCAGACGCUAGACUGAUGAUCUGGCAGACCGUGGAUCUAGUGACACAGCAAGAUCCAAAACCGAUCUUUACGCUGCAUGACCACACGCUCGGAAUCACAGAUUUUUGCGUUUCCAACGCCCACGCAAAGACACAUUUGUCGGGCAAACUGUUCACGGUAUCUCAAGACAUGACGCUACGGUGCUACGAUCUAAACCUGGACGUUUGGCCACAACCUCAGCUGCUCGCCACAUUUACCUUCCCCAGCCCGUUGGAGUGCAUUGCUCUAGACCCAGCGGACAGAGCGUGCUACGUGGGAGGUCCUCAAGGUGUUUACCAGGUGAACUUUUACUAUUCCAUAAGCUCGAAUCAAAUUCUCAACCUAUUGAACGCCGACGGCAAUAGAAUCAUAUCCUGCGUGGAAUGCCAACCAGAAAGAAACUUACGUGAACUAUAUGCGAUGGGCCAAAUCGAGUGCCCAAAAAUUUUGGACGCCAGUGGCACUCAGUUGGCUAUUUCAAUGGACGGAAGUUCUCUGGUUGUGGGGGACACUUCGGGCAAGUGCAGUGUAAUAGACGUGUACUCGAAGCAAUCUAUGAAGGAAAUACAGUCGAUUGUGGUGAACGAGUCGUGUGGCGAAGUGACUGGCCUGACCUUAAACCUCAUUGACCAAGACACGUCCGAAAGCCUGGUCAGCACCGACAAGGCUCACACCGAAUUCAAGUUCCCAAACCUGCAAAAAAGUGUUUUCACCCGCGAGGGCUUGCACGACGUCUACUACCAGGCCCCUGCUGAAAAGGAAGGCGCUGUUGCACCACUCGAUGACUUCGAGGAAUACCUUGACCAGGUGGCAUCUGAAGAAAACGCAUUUGUCCAAUUGGGCAGCGUUGUGUCCACUGUCAAAAUCGUGGAUCAGAUAAAGUCGACUGCAGAAGGUACGCAGGCCCAAGACGAGCCCUCAAGACAGGAAGAAUCCAAAGAAAUAUUAGAAAUGCAGGAAAACGUCCGUGACAUCACCAAUGCGUAUAAGGAUCUACGAGAGAUGUACGACAAACUGCUGCGCGAACAUCAAACGCUGUCGCUGAAGUCGGAGCAGUAA